UUUUCUUCAUUUCCUUCAUAAACGUGUGACCUGUCUAUGAUGCGGUGUAAAGACUUCAAGUGGCGGUCCGGUUAACCAUUCAUUGAGUUAAUAUUUCUUUGUAAAGAGCAGUAGAGGCAGAAGAUAAUGACAUCCUCAGGGUACGUGAAUGUUACGCAGAGAGAAGUUUUAUUGUCUCGCAAACAUGGUGCAGACACACGUUCACAGGGCCAACCCGUCAAUACAAGCCUGAAUCCCAGGUGAAACAAGGUGUGGACUUGCUUCACGGGCAUCAGUCUCGCUCCAGACUGACUGAGUUUCAAGCUGUUGACUGCAAACAAAUAAUAAGAAAAAAACCAACAAACAUGUUCUAGUCUACUGGGUUGACGUCUCAAGGCUGUGCACGUCGUUGGUGUAAAGCAGGGGUCACCAACCCUUUUGACACCGAGAGCUACUUAAGGGUACAAAAUAAUCCGAAGGGCUACUUUCCCCGAAAAAAUAAUUAGCAUAAAUCACCUUUUUAAUAAUGAGCCGCCACACGACGUCCACGUGGUUUGAUGAAACCUGAAGCUUUUAUAACUAAAGUAUAUUGAUUGUUCUGAACAACAUUCUGAUUAGGAACAUAGAUUGUGCCGAAAACACGUUCAGUCAUAUGAAAGAUAUUAAGAAGAAUGGGUCCUCUGCACCCACUGUCAGUGUUCAGGCCCUAAUAUUAAUAAGCAGAGUGGUUAUGUUUGCGGGCGUAUUUUAUUAAAGCCCUGGUUAUCCAUUGUUAGAGACAGAAUUUCAGGGUCAUAGUGAUAUUUUAUGCUCAUUUGGACUCUAUCACUGAGAUAAAGAUGAACUCGUUCAGUGUCUAAUAUCAUUCAAUGGAAACAAAUAUUACACUCACUAACCACUACUGACAUUCUGUAACUACCUGAACUUACAGGUCGCUCUGUGCAUCAUUUACUUUGAGCUAAACUCGUUGGCUGUCGUCGUGACUCUUUGAGAGAGACGUUACUUGCAGAGCGAGAAAGCCAGCGCAGCAGCCUCCCCAAGGUCCUAGUGCCUGGGGAUUUUGGCAUUUUUGUUGUUGUUUUUUUGACAGAGCUCAAUGUUGACUAUUUUUAGAACAUGACUUGCGGACGACUCACGCGGUCCCUGCGGGCGACCAGGUGCCCGUGGGCACCGUGUUGGCUACCUCUGGUGUCAAGAAACCGCCAUGUUUCUGAAUCUUUCAGCUGAUUCGUGCAUUUUGGAUUUUGUUUCCGGUAGAAGUGCCUAUUUUUCAGAAAAUUAAAGGCUGGUUGCCGUGCAGAGAUGCACCUGCUUAUCAGCAGCAUCUAGGUAUUCUGUAAACCACCGUCCACGCCGCUACACCACAGCACAGCACAGCCAGCGGUCUAUAAUGUACCCAAAAACCAUACUUGAGUAAAAGUAAAGAUACUAGAAAAAGACUCCAGUCAAAGUAAAAGUCACCUAUGAGAAUACGACUUGAGUAAAAGUCUUAACGUAUCUUGAUCAUUACUGCACUUAAGUAUCAAAAGUCAUUUUCAGAUAUUAAAUGUGCUUGAGUAUUGAAGCAGUAUUGAAAGUAUUGAAAGUACAAGUAAAUGCUGUUAAUAAGAAAGCAAAGGGUCAGAAUUUUUUGAAUGAUGAAGUUUAUUAUUUUAAGUUUUGUGGCCACCAUGAUCAAGGGCAAGGAGUUGUUUUGAAAAUAAUUGGGUUGGCUGUGAUCCAUCCAGGAGCAACCAUGAUCAACAUAAGAUAUUGUACAAAGGUAUAUUCUUGCUACUAUGAACAAUAUGACAGGAUGCACUGAGUACCUAUCUCCUCUUUUUUCUCUCCUUAAGGAUGAAUUUUCAUCUCUCAAUCACACGUUACUAACUCUGCUUUCUCCCCGGAAGUCCUUUUGACUUUACGUCUCAUGGGGUCAUCGGACCCUAUGAGACGGCAUAGAUCCUAUCUGCCUGAUGGAUCGUCUGGGUCGUGGAAUUCCUGCUCAUGACUACGCCACUGUCCUGUUGAGACUCCGCCCACUCCUCCUCCCCACCGCCAUCUGCCUGAUGGAUCGUGGAGGAGAGGGAUCCUCCUCUGUUGCUCUCCUCCAGGUUUCUUCCCUUUUUUUCCCCCUGAAGGGUUAUUUGGGAGUUUUUCCUGGUCCGAUGUGAGGUUUUGGGGCAGGGAUGUCUAUGUGUACAGAUUGUAAAGCACUCCGAGACAAAUUUGUAAUUUGUGAAAUUGGGCUAUACAAAUAAACUGAAUUGAAUUGAAUUGAAUGAAGGAGUUGUAACAGUGUGUUUAUAAUUCUCAUUCUGACUAGAGGAUGUAGAAGGCAAAUAAAUAAUAGCAAAUAAUCUCAACUUGAUGCAUCAGGUCAGAGUUUUGAGAAAGGACUCCUGGCUUGUAAACUCCUCUGGGCCUCUUUGAACACAAAGGUCUUCCAUACCAGUGACGUGCAUUGAGGUUCAUGGUUGGUGAGGCACUGACUCCUUUAGUGUCAGAUUUACAAAUAUAUAAACCCAAAAGGGUAGCUUAUUCAAUUGGCUACUGGUUAUUUCAUGUCUCAUCAGCAUUCUCCACACACGCGCACACACGCACACGGUACAUAUUACAGAUACAGGUAAGAACACGUUUGAAGCAAACCUUUUAGCUCCGGCGUUGGUCUACCUGUGUUAAUCACGUCCACUUUUGACUGAAAGUCCAGUUUUGAGACAUUUUUAAGCUUAGAUAUAUAAUCCUCUUCCAUGUUGGCAGUCUGGCGCAGCAAAAUACAAAAACAAACGGACUUGACUGGCCUGGCGCCUCAGCGUAGAAGAAGCAGCAACAAGUACCCGUUGGCUCACGAGUGCCCCCUUCUGUGAGGCAGAGUAUUAUCUGCCUCACCCUGCGCCUUUUCACUGCGGUUUUAUUUCCCAUAAGCAAAACUUAAUGUCCCUUACAAACAUUAAACUGUAAUUGGUUAAAGACCUUAGCCAGACUGUGGAAAAUCAGGGCAAAUAAACAUACCUGCAAACAUUAUAUUGGCGACAUGCAGAGAUAUGGCAACCCGCACGGGCCAACUGCAUCAUCAACCCAGUUUGUGAUGGAUUGCGCAAUCAGAGGUUAGGCUCGACUCGUCGCCUCAACUCUCGUUUCAUCCUGUAUUUGAACAGGAAAUAGGCAAAUUUAGCGAUUUUGACAAUAAAAUGUUCGAAAUUAGUCAUACAUAAAGAUCGGUGGACAAAUAUAAAUAUAAAUUUGAUGUUAUCAUUAUUUAUUUAUUUUACUUUUUAAAAAACUUUUUUACUCAUGAUGACAGGUGAGGCUCUGUCAUCAAAAAUUAAUAAAUUCAUCCAUUGUAUAACAGAGACUCCAAGUCGUGCAAAACUGUAGAAACGUGUCGUUUUGUCUGGAUGUGGUCUGAGUCACAGUCUCACGGACGAACUCACCGCCUGGAGGUUCUGGGGGGACUUACGUAUUUCCUUCACCGGUGGUUCUGCAUUUUGUCUCCAUCUUAAAUAGAUGGGUAGAGGAAGUGUUUGAAGACACUUCCCGUCUGUGAACUCGCAGAAACUUGUUUGCCGUUUCUUAAAACAUUAAAAGAAUGACACGGCGGACUUGUCGGCACACGCUUCCUGUUCCAGAGCGAUGUUUACGCCGAUCUUCUGCAUCGCUCUGGGUGUUGCGAUCGGCCCACACACUUUUAAAGUAGCAAACACCACGAGUCAGCAUCUGUAGAUUAGACGUUGAAGGAUCGGGGAUGAGUCUCGCGGACUGCUGAACCUUCGGCGAUGAGACUUUUGAAAUGUUUUAUUUUGCAGGCUCCUGGUCAGCGCCCCGUGGAGCGGUUUCAGCCAAAACAGGAAGGGGAAUGUUUACAAGUGUCAAGUCUCGGGCUCCAGAAACAGCUGUGACAAGCUUGACCUUCAAGACUCUGUUUAUAUCCCCGAUGUUAAAAACGUCAACGACGAGAUGUGCCUGGGUUUGACUCUGACCCGGAUGCCUGCAGUCAACGGUGUGAUGAUGUGCGGCCCUCUUUGGGGACAACGCUGUGGCGAUCAGAUCUUCUACCCAGGAGUAUGUGCAAGACUGAACCCCCUCUUCCAACCUCAACCCGCCUUCUCUCCUGCCAUCCAGACAUGCGGAGGGCCGAUGGACAUUGUGAUAGUUCUGGACGGCUCCAACAGCAUUUACCCGUGGGCUCCAAUGAACGAGUUCCUCCGGAAAUUGAUACCUGCACUCGACAUCGGGCCCAAAAACACACAGGUCAGCGUCAUUCAGUACGGCGUUGAGUCCAAGUUUGAACUUAGACUCAACGAGUAUAAAACCAAAGAUGAGUUGUUGGCUGCGGUGUCCAGAAUCACACAAAUGUACGGCUCUUCUACCAACACCUUCCAUGCCAUCCAAUAUGCCAGUCAGUGGGGUUUCCACGAAAGCAACGGCGGUCGACCCGGCGCCGCCAAGGUGAUGGUGGUCAUCACCGACGGGGAGUCUCACGACAGGUCUUUCAGAGAGUAUGUCCUCGCCGACUGUGAGAAGCAAGGAAUCACCCGCUUCGGUAUCGCUGUCCUGGGUUAUUACACCAGAAACAACAUCAACACAGACAACCUGAUAGAAGAAAUCAAGUCCAUCGCCAGCGUACCCAAAGAGAGGUACUUCUUCAACGUGUCGGAGGAGGCGGCCCUCUCCACCAUCACUGGAGCGCUGGGCAGCCGCAUCUUCAACAUAGAAGGCACCGGGAAAGGGGGGGACAACUUCGAGAUGGAGAUGUCCCAGGUCGGAUUCAGUGCUCACUACGCCAGCCAACAGGAUGUGAUGAUGCUGGGAGCGGUGGGGGCCUACGCUUGGAGCGGGACUGUCGUCCAUCAAAAGGGGUCGAAAGCGAACGUUCUCCCCUUCUCGGCCUUUGCGGGAACACUUCAGGACAGAAACCACAGCUCGCUACUGGGUUAUUCUGUCACCACGCUGAGCGACGGGCUCACAGAAUACUUUGUGGCCGGCGCACCUCGCUCCAACCACUCGGGACAAGUUAUCGUCUACACCGUCAACGCCCAGACGCAACCUGCCAUCAUCGACUCGGAGAGAGGGAAACAGAUCGGGUCGUACUUUGGCAGCGUCCUGUGCCCCCUGGACGUGGACAGAGACGGGGUGACGGACCUCCUGCUGGUUGGUGCGCCCAUGUUCAUGAGCGAUCUGAAGCGAGAGGAAGGCAGGGUCUACCUCUUCUCUGUCACCAAGGGUAUACUGAACGAGCAAGGAUUCCUCAGUGGUCCGCCCCCGACUGAGAACGCGCGCUUUGGGACGGCCAUCUCUGCCGUUCCGGACCUGGACCUGGACGGUUACAACGACGUUGUGGUUGGAGCUCCUCUAGCGGACAGCGGGAAAGGCGUCAUCUACAUCUACAACGGGGAGAAGAAGGCCUUAAACAAGCAGUUCUCACAGAGAAUCUUUGGCUCCAAACUGGAUCCUCAGUUGCGGUAUUUUGGAAGGUCCCUAGAUAGCUACAAAGAUCUGAAUGGUGAUACGAUCCCUGACAUCUCCAUUGGCGCAUAUGGCAAAGUGGUGCAGCUCUGGUCCAGAGGAGUGGCGUCCGUCUCGGCUCAAGCUUCUUUCAACCCCAAUAAAAUCGACAUCUUCAGCAAACCCUGCAACGUUAAUGGCCGAAAGCUUUCGUGUUUCAACACCAACCUCUGCUUCAGAGCUGCGUUCAGGCCCAAGAAGCCUGUGGGACCCAUUGAUAUAUCCUACACGCUGACUCUGGACGCUGACCUGCAGGCUUCACGAGUGACGUCAAGAGGACUGUUCACUAAAAACAAUGAACGCCUCCUCACAGAAAAAGCGAAAAUAUCCUCUGCGCCCCUGUGUCUGGACUACCAGGUUUAUGUUCAGGAGGCUCCAGACUUUGUCAAUUCCCUCAGUCUGAAAGUAGAGGUCGAGCAGCAGAAUGCAGACGUGAACCCCGUCCUCGAUGUGUCAGCUCCAAUGGCCUGGGAGUUCUUUGUCCCAUUCACAAAAGAGUGCGGCUCGGACGAAGUGUGUGUCAGCGACCUGGUGCUGAGCGUGAAGACGGACACGAGAGCUUCCAGCUCGGCUCCCGUCCUGGUCGGCGCCAACAACCAGGAGCUGUCGUUCAAAGUGGUCGUGAAGAACAGGAAGGAGAACGCGUACAACACUCGGGUCUCAACGACGUUUUCCGGCAACCUCUUCUACUCGUCCGUCUUCCCUCCCAUGGACGAAGUCGAAUGCACCUCGACGCAAACACAGACCGUCAGCUGCCAAGUGGGAUACCCGGCAUUAAAAACAGACCAAGAGGUGAAAUUUCAGAUGAAUUUCGAUUACAAUCUCGAACAGUUGCAAAACCGAGCUGAGGUGAAGUUUGAGGCCAAGAGUGAUGGUAAAGAGGAAAGACCUGCAGACAACACGGUGGACAUGUCCAUUCCUGUGCGAUAUGAUGCAGGGAUUGUUUUAUCGAGGCAGUCCAACAUCAAUUUCUACGUGGCCGAUGUCGCCGUUCCCGUAGUAACAACUGUGAGAAGCCUCGAUGACAUUGGCCCAGAGUUCAACUUCACGGUGAAGGUUUCAACAAGUAACUUCCCCGUCAGCCUCCUGUAUCUGACCGUCGCUCUGCCGGUGACCACGAAAGGUGGAAAUCCGCUCCUCUACGUCACUGGCGUGGACACGCAAGUUGGCGGCGCUUUCAGCUGUGACGCCAGCAGCCUGGUGGAUCCUCUGAAGAUCGGCGUGAAGAGCCACACCGCCUCCUUCUCCGAGGAGAGUCUGAGAGGCACGGAGAAGCUGGACUGCAAGAGUGCAAAAUGCGAGUACAUGAAAUGCAUCCUCAAGGACACGGAAACUAAAAGCGACUACUUCGUGAAGGUCAAAACGAGGAUCUGGAGUGGCACAUUUAUCUCGGCCGCAUAUCAGACCGUCGAGCUGACCUCCGAGGUCGAUGUCGAGACCCCGAACCCCGACCUGCUCGUCAUCGGCCUCAAGCGGCUGCCGGUGGUGGUGACCAUCAGCAAACUCGGAGAGAAAGGCGAAGUUCCGGUGGGAGCGAUCGUCGGCAGCGCGAUCGCCGGACUGCUGCUGCUGGCUCUCGCCGUCGGGCUGCUCUGGAAGUUCGGGUUUUUCAAAAGAAAGUACCAGCAGCUUCAGAGGGAGGCCGAUGAUGAAGACGAUGAGCAGAGCCACCCACAUGUAGACGAGGUGCUGUGAGCUGAGGAGAACCCCCCCCCCCACACACACACACACACACACACAGUGGAACACUGGCAACACGUCACGGCUUCUCGUGAAGUGCAAACGGACUGCGGCUCAAUCACUGGAUCGGCUAAUUUAAUGGAGGCUUUUCAGUUUGUGGAUGACUGGGAUUCAAACCUCUGUCCAAUUUUUCAAUUAAAAUUCAAUUCAGUAUAUUUUGUAUAGCCCGAUAUCACAAAUUACAAAUUUGCCUCAAAAGGCUAAACAAUCUAUACACAUUCAAUAUCCCUGACCGGAUCAGGAAAAACUCACAAGAAAUAUAAAAAAACCUUGAGUGAAGAACCCUUCAGGAGAGCAAGAGGAGGAUCCCUCUCCAGGAUGGACAGAAGACAUGAUGUCAUGUGUACGGAGUUACAACACAUUCAAUGAAUAUGACAGAGUGUAUGAAUAUGUAUUUAACUUUCCUUUUUUUUAAUACAUUGAUUACUUCGUUGUUUUAGCUUUGUGGACUGUACAUCCCGGUGACUGUUCUGACUUUGUAAGAACUGUAUUUUUAUCGCGGAUUAAGUUGUUUUAGAGUUUUACACUGGAAAGGCAUCUACCCAACGCCUUGUGUUUAUACAAACUUUUUCUUGCCGAAACAAUAGCUAUCCUGUGACGAGUGAAAUCUGUCGCUGUGUUUGUACAUUCUGUAAGAUAAAAAUGAUGAUCGUUCAUAUUGGGUUUUAUUAUGAAAAGAUUAGAGGCAAUAUGGGUCAAUGGAAUAGCUACUUGUGUUGUUGUUGUUGUUGUUUUGUUCUUGAAUAUUGUUGUUGUUUUUUACCACUUGUGGCACAACUUGUGUGCACAUUUAAGUAGCAUAUUUUGUUUUCAUUAUGUGCGGAUAAUUGUUUCUCGAUUAAUGUUUUAUUUGCCUCUUCAAUUUCAGAAAAUUGUUUCAAAACUAAAGUGACCAAAAACAAAAAAUAGCACUUUUCUUUUCAGAACGCAGAUUGAUUCAAUUCAAUUCAGUUUAUUUUGUAUAGCCCAUUCUCACAAAUUAUAAAUUUGUCUCAGAGUAAUUUACAAUCUGUACAUAUAGACAUCCCAAAACCUCACAUCGGAUCAGGAAAAUCUCCCAAACAACCCUUCACGGGGGAAAAAGGAAGAAACCUUCAGGAGAGCAACAGAGGAGGAUCCCUCUCCAGGAUGGACAGAAGAAUAUAUGUCAUGUGUACAGAAGGACAGAUUAGAUUUAAAACACAUUCAAUAAAUAUGAAAGAGUGUAUGGAUAGUUCUAGUAGGCAUGGACCACGAUCCAGACCUCCGUGCAGUGCCGCUGCUUCAGCUAGCCAUGUUGGUGCCCUAAGCAAUUAAACAUCUCUCUUUUUCUGCCUGUUUUGUGAUAUAAAUGCCUAAAAGGUGCCUAAUAUUUCUAUACUGAAAUAAUAUCGGCAUUAUAAUUAUUAUAACUAUGGUGAUUUUUUUCGUUGCCUAUUUUUGGUGCCCCCUCAGGACUUGCUGCCCUAUACGUACAGCUGUAGCUCAGUGGGGUAAGAGGGCUGUCCUGCAACCGCAAGGUUGUGGGUUCGAUCCCCGCUCUCCCCAUUAGUUGCAAGUCGAAGUGUCCUUGAGCAAGGCACUGAACCCCCAGUUGCUUCCCGGGUGCAUCACUGCAGCCCACUGCUCCUUAAUAACUAAGGAUGGGUUAAAUGCAGAGAACAUAUUUCAUUGCAUUUAGUCAUUGUACUCUGUGCAAUGACUAAAGAUAGAUUGAAUCCAAUUGAAUUGAAUCCAAUAAAGUGUA
Molecule: messenger RNA, 8929 nt
Organism: Pseudoliparis swirei
Lineage: Eukaryota; Metazoa; Chordata; Actinopteri; Perciformes; Liparidae
Gene: itga2.2
Product: integrin, alpha 2 (CD49B, alpha 2 subunit of VLA-2 receptor), tandem duplicate 2
Exons: 29
Coding region: 3916-7158 (1080 amino acids)
Biological process (GO): cell adhesion mediated by integrin; cell-cell adhesion; integrin-mediated signaling pathway
Cellular component (GO): external side of plasma membrane; integrin complex
Molecular function (GO): integrin binding
Source: RefSeq, a predicted model, not a curated record